AUGGACUCAGCAAUCAAACUUUUGCGCCUACAUAGAAUUCAAGUUACUAGCAUAAUUUUGUGUAUUUGUCUUGCUGACGAAUUGACACACCAAUACGGAAUCCCGAAAGAUCAGGCCACCAAGAUCACGACAACGUAUCUUAAACAAUUCAGAAAGUGUCCCGAAAAUACAGCGUCUACUUUGAACUCAUGGCGAAGCAAUCUUUGGACAAACGCAUUGGGAGAAAGCUACUCGCACCUCACGACAGCCGUCUACGAGAGAUGGCUUCAGCUCAGGUACCAUUACUUGAAACUGUCCAAAGAUACGAUUUCGAUGUUACAUCAAAUGAAGAAGAAAUAUUAUUUGGGCCUGAUAUCCAACGGACCGUCCAACUCACAAUGGGAAAAGAUUCGCAAAUUAUGUCUAGAACAAUAUUUCGAUAUAAUACUGGUAUCGGGUGACUUACCCUGGGAGAAACCUGAGGCUCAAAUAUUUCAGGAAGCUUGUCAGUCCCUUCAAGUCCGUCCAGAAAGUUGCAUUAUGGUUGGAGACAAAUUAGAGACCGAUAUAUUAGGUGGUAUUGAAGCAGGUUUAGCUUGUACCAUAUGGAUCCCGAUAGCUGAAAGGUCUCGUCUUUCAAGUGAAGACCCCCAACCAAAUUUUACAAUCAAAAAUAUUUGUGAACUUUCAAAAAUUUUAAAUCGCGGUCCUGGUGCACCAGAAUUAGAAGAUUGUUCUUCAAAUGCAUCGGAUGGAAUGUGA
Molecule: messenger RNA, 741 nt
Organism: Leptopilina boulardi
Lineage: Eukaryota; Metazoa; Arthropoda; Insecta; Hymenoptera; Figitidae
Product: N-acylneuraminate-9-phosphatase
Exons: 3
Coding region: 1-741 (246 amino acids)
Source: RefSeq, a predicted model, not a curated record